Messenger RNA from Chinchilla lanigera (long-tailed chinchilla), 3575 nucleotides. RefSeq names its product E3 ubiquitin-protein ligase TRIM39. Gene Ontology annotation, biological process: negative regulation of proteasomal ubiquitin-dependent protein catabolic process; protein stabilization; positive regulation of apoptotic signaling pathway. NCBI's taxonomy places the organism in Eukaryota, Metazoa, Chordata, Mammalia, Rodentia, Chinchillidae. The record is from RefSeq and is a predicted model, not a curated record. Gene Ontology annotation, molecular function: zinc ion binding; protein binding.
CGAGACCGCCCCGCUCGGGAGAGGGUCGCAAGCAAAAUGAGGACGUCCCGAAGUUCGCCCGUCUGAGCCCGGGGAGCGGAAGGACCGCCGAGCACCCCAGGCCUCACCUUGACUGUCCUCCCACCCCGCAGCCUCCGAGUCCGCGCCACUCCUCUGACCCGCCCCGCGUCUCGCUCGCACCACCUCUUUGCCAGUCUCGAUCCGUCCCGGUCCCUAGAUGUGCACGCCGCUCAGAGCAUCCCCGGCGAGGAGACUGGGAAAGGCAGAGUCACCAGUCAAAGCUGGGUUCAGAUGGACAGAGCAAAUCAUCUGACAGCGCUGCUGUCCUCAUGGUGCGGGAAGACACUCGGGCCAACAUAAUCUACCACCUCCUGCUCCAAGUUAGACACUCUCCCGGGUGCUGCGGAUAUACAGGAAUGAUCGUCCUUAACCCAGCUCACCUGGGGCCAGUUCCAUGUCAGUGCAUAGACCUCCAGCCUUGCUUUGGUUGGGUCUCCUGCCAGAGGAGCAGAAGGGAACAUGGGCGUGGAGAAAUGGAUUUGCUCGUGGACUGAAGUGUUGAUGUUUUCAGGAUGAAGUGGGAGAGCAGCCUUCUCUUUUAUAAAUCAAUCUGAUGCAUAUCAGAGGCUCCAUCUGAGGGAGAUUUGAUUGCUGUCUUCUUUUAAUCCCCACCACUCCUGAACCUGUUCGUUGGAGACGCAUUAAAUAAUGGAAGAGACGAGUCUGUUAGAGGCCGGGGCCUCCGCGGCCUCCACAGCUGCGGCUCUGGAGAACUUACAGGUGGAGGCGAGCUGCUCUGUGUGCCUGGAGUACCUGAAGGAGCCUGUCAUCAUUGAGUGUGGACACAACUUCUGCAAAGCUUGCAUCACACGCUGGUGGGAGGACCUGGAGCGAGACUUCCCUUGUCCCGUCUGUCGGAAGACGUCCCGCUACCGCAGCCUCCGGCCCAACCGGCAGCUGGGCAGCAUGGUGGAAAUCGCUAAGCAGCUCCAGGCCGUCAAGAGGAAGAUCCGGGACGAGAGCCUCUGCCCCCAGCACCACGAGGCGCUCAGCCUCUUCUGCUACGAGGACCAGGAAGCUGUGUGUUUGAUCUGUGCCAUUUCCCACACCCACCGGGCCCACACCGUCGUGCCACUGGACGAUGCGACACAGGAGUACAAGGAGAAACUGCAGAAGUGCCUGGAGCCACUGGAGCAGAAGCUGCAGGAAGUCACCCGCUGCAAGUCCUCUGAGGAGAAAAAGCCCUCGGAGCUCAAGAGACUCGUGGAGAGCCGCCGGCAGCAGAUCUUAAAGGAGUUUGAAGAGCUUCACAGACGGCUGGAUGAAGAGCAGCAGAUUUUGCUUUCUCGACUGGAGGAGGAGGAACAGGACAUCCUACAGCGACUCCGAGAGAAUGCCGCCCUCCUCGGGGACAAGCGGCGGGACCUGGCCCACCUGGCCGCGGAGGUGGAGGGCAAGUGCUUGCAGUCGGGCUUCGAGAUGCUUAAGGAUGUCAAAAGUACCCUGGAAAAAUGUGAGAAGGUGAAGACCAUGGAGGUGACGUCCGUGUCCAUAGAGCUGGAGAGGAACUUCAGCAGUUUCCCCCGACAGUACUUCGCCCUAAGGAAAAUUCUUAAACAGCUAAUUGCGGAUGUGACCCUGGACCCUGAGACCGCCCAUCCUAACCUAGUCCUGUCGGAGGAUCGUAAGAGCGUCAAGUUUGUGGAGACCAGACUCCGAGAUCUGCCCGAUACGCCGCGGCGGUUCACCUUCUACCCUUGCGUCCUAGCUACUGAAGGCUUCACCUCAGGCCGGCACUACUGGGAGGUGGAAGUGGGCGACAAGACCCACUGGGCAGUGGGCGUGUGCCGGGACUCCGUGAGCCGGAAGGGCGAAUUGACUCCACUUCCCGAGACUGGCUACUGGCGGGUCCGGCUGUGGAACGGGGACAAGUAUGCAGCCACCACAACGCCCUUCACCCCUUUGCACAUCAAGGUGAAACCCAAGCGGGUGGGCAUAUUUCUAGACUAUGAGGCUGGCACACUGUCUUUUUAUAACGUCACAGACCGCUCACAUAUCUACACAUUCACUGAUACUUUUACUGAAAAACUUUGGCCUCUCUUCUACCCAGGCAUCAGGGCUGGGCGGAAGAAUGCUGCACCACUGACCAUCAGGCCCCCAACAGACUGGGAGUGACGGGGUGGGACGUGGGCUCCAGUGGGGUAAGGCAGGGUCAAGAGCUGUGGGCUGCGUCCUGUUGGAACGUCUCAGCGUCGCCGGGCUCCAGUCCUGAGUCAUCUUGGAGAAGCACUCUGGUCUCUAGGGUGGUUUCCGUGGAGAAGUACGUAGGACUGGGCUGCAUGACAGAGCAUGGCUGUGUCUCCCUCCUUGCUGUCAGGGUGGGGAGCUGGUCCCCGGGGAUGACCUCCCCAACGUCCAUCAGGUUUUCUAAUUGCACAAAGACAAGUUGGGAAGAAAGCAGAGGCUUGUCCAGAAACAAAGGCUAUGGGAGGGUCUCAUUUUGCCGAAGCCAGAGGAGGAAGCAAACCUCUAGGGGCUUCCUUGACCCAGAUGAUCUCGUUUCUUGAGGAAAACUACAGGGGUCUUUGUACCUCCAGGUGGAAAAAGGAUGAAUGACAGUUACUGUCCUCAGUCUGGAAGCUGAGUCUAUCUGGGGGCAGAGUCCAUGCAUUAUGAAGGUUAGAAGAAAGAUCAGGGAAGAGAGCUAAAGGAACAGAUUCCUAGAAACUAAGGAGCGGGGAGGGAGGUCUCUUUAGUCUCCUGUUCCCAGGGUAAGGUAGCCGUAAUGAGUAGGAUUGGCCAGAGGUGAUGUGGGGAGAAGGAGCGGGUAGGAGAAGGAAGCAGCCAGGCCCUUUAGCAGAGCUGGCUCACCUGCCUCCUCCGUUGUCUCAAGGAGUUGUUCACCUUUCUCCUCUCAGAGGUGAGGUGGGAGAGACCCUGCAAGACACGACCACCUACCCACUGUUCUCCCAUGGGAGCUUGGAGAAGAGUGGGGUAUUAGAGGAGAGAGAAAGGUUAUCUACCCGGAGCUCUGGCCUUAAAAUUGUUACCUAGUUGCUGCUCCCAAAUUGUCAGCUUUGUCACCUGGCUCAGGUGUCCAAUGCAAAGGGGAAGAAAGGUAAUGGAGUCUUUCUUACCCUGAGGACAGGGUAGAAGUGGGUGAUGUGUGUCGGGAAGGGCCAGACAGGCAACUUCCUUUUGCCUGUGCAUCUGACCUGGAACUCAUGUUCAUAAUAGCCUUUCACGUGUGUGUCGCCAUCCUACACCCUUUGCCAUCUCCCCUUUCAGAGAAUGUACGUCAUUUUAACGUUAGGCCAAAACAAACCUGUAAGGUACCUAUGUCGUCAAGGUAAAGCGAUGCAUGCAAACCAAACUAAAACAACCUGGAUUGUCUGCUGCUUGAGUAAGCUUCACAGAAGACAAGAAACUGCAGUGAACUGCGGGCAUUUCGGUUCCUCCUACCACCUCAAAGGACUGUGUCCUCUCUUCUAACCUUUGUGCCUUGACUGUGGUUCUUUGUGGCAGGAGGCUUUGGCUGGUAAAAGUAAUAUGGAGCAAAGGAUCCACUGACGUGA